Messenger RNA from Helianthus annuus (common sunflower), 951 nucleotides. RefSeq lists its product as uncharacterized. NCBI's taxonomy places the organism in Eukaryota, Viridiplantae, Streptophyta, Magnoliopsida, Asterales, Asteraceae. The coding region runs from base 1 to 951 and encodes 316 amino acids. The record is from RefSeq and is a predicted model, not a curated record. The transcript has a single exon.
AUGGUCAAGGUUCCUACGAAUUGUUGCUGGAGCUGGCGUAAAAUUCUCCAACUUCGGCUAAUAAUAAGGAACUAUAUUUGGACGUCUCUUGGGGAUGGUAGAUCAACAUCAGCUUGGUAUGACACCUGGAGUGCUUUAGGGCCUUUAGGUACUUUUCUAUCCCCUAGAACGAUAACAAACGCGGGAUUCAGAUUGGAUAGUUCAGUGGCUGAUAUUAAUAUAGAGGGUGUUUGGCAAUGGCCCACGGCCUGGAGGGAUAUUUAUCCCGUUCUUAACCAGUUGGAUCAAAUUCAGCCGAAUGUUUAUAAGCGUGACAGUGUGAAAUGGCGAGUUGGUGAUGUGAUUCAUGAGAUUUUGGCUUCGUGCAUAUGGGAUUCUCUUCGGUAUUGCGAUCCGGAGGUCAACUGGACGAAAAUAGUUUGGUUUGCGCAAUGCAUUCCAAAACAUUCUUUUCUGAUGUGGUUAAUCAUGAGGAACAAAUUACUUACACAAGAUAUUAUCCUUCAAUGGGAUAUAUCGAGGAGGAAGAACAUGAAUAUGUUAUGCUGCUUGCUUUGUUAUGAAAACCACGAUUCGCAUAAACAUUUAUUCUUUGAAUGCAAAUACUCAACGCAGGUGUGGGAUAUGGUUCGAGUCAAAGCUGGCAUGGAUAGUAUUGAGUCAAAGUGGGAGGAUAUCGUCGGUUGGCUUCUGCUCAAAUGCCACUCGAAGAUGGUGGCUGAUUAUGUGAGUAGACUUGUAGUGGCAGCUUCUUCUUAUCUUAUAUGGCAGGAACGUAAUGCGAGGAUUUUCAAGAAUCAACUGCGACCGCCGGAGAAACUCUAUGAUUUGAUAAUCGAGACUGUUCGGUAUAAGCUUAUGGGAGUCAAGUUGAAGCGGAAUGAUAGAGUUCGAAGACUCUUAGGAGAAUGGGGGAUUCCAGAUGCGGAUACUAAUGGUGAUGGCGAUUGA